This is a messenger RNA of Coffea arabica (coffee), 1550 nucleotides long. RefSeq lists its product as uncharacterized. NCBI's taxonomy places the organism in Eukaryota, Viridiplantae, Streptophyta, Magnoliopsida, Gentianales, Rubiaceae. Gene Ontology annotation, biological process: nuclear-transcribed mRNA catabolic process, nonsense-mediated decay. The record is from RefSeq and is a predicted model, not a curated record.
AACCCAUGGAAGUUUCAAAUAGAAAAAAAAAAAAGAAAAAAAAAACAAGAUGAAAAAAUCCUAGAUCUUUUCAAGUGGGGGAAAACAAGCGAUUGAAACAAAUGGCAGGGGGAUCGGGAGUCGCUUCAAAUCCAUCAACACAUCCUCCCUCUCACCAAGCUGCUCCCAAAAUCCUAUUAGCCAAGCCUGGUCUUGUUGCCGCCGGCAAAUUUAGCCGAGGGCUUGUCGGCCCCGGCGGUACCGUCGAAGAUGAUUCAGCAGCCGCGCUCCGAUCUCGCCUUCCGUCCAUCGGAUCUCUUAAUCUCCUUUCCGAUUCUUGGGAUUUCAACCCCGACAGAUUCCUUCCAUUUCUGACUGACAAUACUGAUUUUACGGUGGUUGGAGUAAUCGGUCCUCCUGGUGCUGGCAAGUCCACCAUCUUGAACGAAAUAUAUGGAUAUGAUCCUACCUCACCCGGAAUGCUGCCUCCAUUUGCAAUUGAAACUGAAGAAACUAAGGCAAUGGCAAAGCACUGCACUCUUGGGAUUGAACCCCGAAUCUCCUCCGAACGUAUCAUACUUCUUGAUACUCAGCCUGUGUUUAGUCCUCCUGUUUUGGCCGAGAUGAUUAGACCUGAUGGCUCAUCUACGAUCUCUGUGAUAAGUGGUGAAUCACUAUCUGCUGAAUUAGCUCAUGAACUGAUGACCGUUCAGCUUGGUGUUUUUCUUGCAUCAGUUUGUCACAUUAUCCUGGUGGUAUCUGAGGGAGUUCAUGAUCUUAGCAUGUGGCGCUUAAUGUCAACGGUGGACUUGUUGAAGCAUGGUAUACCUGAUCCGUCUUCGGUGUCCUUUUCGCAUCCGCAUGGCUCUAGUCUGAUCUCUGAAAAAGAAAACAAAGAUAAAAUUCAGGAAGUGGGAAAAGAGUAUAUGGCAGCGCCAGUUUUUGUGCAAACAAAACUGCGUGACAAAGAUGUUAAUCCGCAUAAUGCUGCACAACUAAGGAAGGCACUUCAACAGUGUUUUAAGUUCCCAUCAUCUUUUGUGAGGCUUAAAUGCCAAAAUGCAUCAAAGGAGAACAGCAUUUCCGCAAUCAAGAGUCAGAAUGAUGGCACAGAUUCUGCAGCACUAAAAUUGUUUCUAGUUCCAAGCAAGAAUAGAGAUGACUCCCCCUGGGCACAGUAUGAAAGCUACAUUUCUGUGAUUUGGAAGUUAAGGGAUGAGGUUCUAUCCAUGAGUGGCUCCUCGUUCUCGAGGACAGUGUCUGAGCGUGAUUGGUUGAAGAAUUCUGCUAAAAUAUGGGACAUGAUCAAGAAUUCUGCCGUCAUUGCAGACUACUGUAAAACGCUUCAAAGUUCGGGCAUGUUUAGAAGGUAGCUAUUUGAUUCUUGCCGUCUUCGGCCAAGGUUCAGAGACCCAUAUGUAGUAGUUCAUAGCUGGCUUCGUGCCGCGGACCACUUUUUAAGUUUUUUGCUGUAAAAUCUGAUGUUCUUCUGCCAAUUGAUAUGAUUAAACACCUGUUCACGACAGCCUCAUGGCUUAUUUUAUGAAAUCAAAGACCGGUGUUUGAUAAUA